AUGAGGAAGGCUAAUGCAACUAUUGAACUCUGGGUGUACAUCGUUCCCAUCGAUUGGAGCCUCAAUUUUGCUGAACCUGAAGUUGAUCCAGUGGACACAGCAGUGGGAAACUUAACAGCAAGGGGUUUUGUACCAGACAUCAAAGCAUAUGGCAAUACCACACGCUACGAGAAUGUGUUUUUGGCGGGCCACAGUGCAGGUGCCGUUCCUGUGCUGACUACGGAGUGGAAGAGCGCCAGAGGGGUGAUCAUGAUGGGUGCAUACAUGGUUCCCCUUCCAGGUCAGAUCUCCAGUUCUUCUCAGUUCCCACUUCCUAUUUUGCAGAUUCUGGGCGAGCUUGAUGGCCAGGUGAGAAUCACUCAGCUGGCAUAUGCUGCUACGGAGAUGGUGGAGGUCGCCCUGAGAACAGGGCUCAGGUACGCUGUUUCCAAGGCCCCGGUGGUCAUUGUGGAGGGAAUGAACCACAUACAGUUCUCGAACGCCAGUGCGAGGUUUCAAUUUGGGGACCUCGAGCCGGAGAUCGCCUUGGCAUCUGUGCUGGAAUCCGCGGCCACCUCCAUUGUGGCAUUCAUGGGCGUCAAUCUUGCAAAUGUGAGUGUAGAAGCUGGAGAGGUGCAUCGCCUGACCUUGGGGAAUGCCACGAAAGCUGCAGUGGACAUGCUGUCACCUUACGCCAUUGCUGUGGGGUACGGGAACUUGAGCGCUGCAUACGAGGUGGCCAUUUCUGGAGAUCGACAGGAAGGCAUUGCCCUGUCUGGCGGGUUGGUGAAUUAUGGAGUCUGGGGGGAACAAAUCGGAAACGACAUGGACGCCAGGAUGCAAGUUGCCCACCCCGGAGAAGCCAGAGUGGCUGAGGCGUUCUGUUCCAAGGCUCAGGGCGAGCUGCUCAGACCUUUGGAGGGAAUUGACGUGAAAGUAUUGGCGACGGUGCACACCACAUUGGAGUACUUCCAACGUAGUCGCCCUUCAUUCGAGAGACUCGCCGAUGGGGGUAUCCUGGUCACCCCUUCGUGCCUCAUUUAUCGCCGCAAUAUGGUCGAUGGGACUUCGCCCAUGGUGGGGAUUGCUUCUCAGUACUGGAUGAAGCUGGCGUCGUGCGAGUCGAUCGCAAGCCUGGUCCAAGUGUCUUCUAAUAUUUCAGAUCCCAUGCAGGCAUGUGCGGCGUCCAACUUCAGCGCGACGGGCCUCAACAACGCCGCCCUUGAAGAAGCUCUGCUGAGGUCCACGGGGCGGGCCAAGCAGAGGUUCGAGGCUCGAGGCCGCCCCGUCAAAUUUGUCCCUCAGGAGCAAUGCGGCGACGUGCCCUGUAGUGACGUGAAUCCCUUCGUCUGGGCUUCGACGCAACUGGCACUGUCGGUAGAGAUCGAUCCCAAGAAUGGAAGCGUGGCGGUGGUGAAGGUGCCGACGCUGAUUGUGGAGGAGGUGGUGCAUGUGAAGGCGUUUUCGGUCGGCCGGGCCAUGGAGUACAUCUUGGUCGACAGCCUCCAGUUUCCGGACCAGCUUGCUUGA
Messenger RNA from Ostreobium quekettii, 1509 nucleotides. Lineage: Eukaryota; Viridiplantae; Chlorophyta; Ulvophyceae; Bryopsidales; Ostreobiaceae. The record is from the annotation of a GenBank genome assembly.